This is a messenger RNA of Paramacrobiotus metropolitanus, 1510 nucleotides long. RefSeq lists its product as uncharacterized. The record is from RefSeq and is a predicted model, not a curated record. Gene Ontology annotation, molecular function: G protein-coupled receptor activity. Gene Ontology annotation, cellular component: plasma membrane. Lineage: Eukaryota; Metazoa; Tardigrada; Eutardigrada; Parachela; Macrobiotidae. Gene Ontology annotation, biological process: G protein-coupled receptor signaling pathway. Bases 238 to 1284 code for a protein of 348 amino acids. The transcript is spliced from 5 exons.
CGCCGGCAUUCCAGUCGCUCGACUGCCGGAAACACAUGUAGUGUAACGUGUUGGCUACACAUGAUCAUAAUUCGUAGCGCCUUCAGCUACAUAAAUUAUUCGGCUGCCGCUUGCUGGCAGAAAAUAUGGGAAUUAUUAAUUAAUUUUCGGCUGAUUUUUUUUAAUAAAUAUAAUAUCAUUCUUCCUAAACUUUUAAUCUACCGCUGGCAAAUUUCCUGGGAAUAAAAAUUGUAAAAAAUGGAGAAUAAUACCGACGACGUGACGUGUGCGACAAAUUCGUAUACAGACCUCCCGGCCGCGUGGCAGUUAUUAGAAAAGGUCACGUAUCCGCUGUUGCUGGCCAUCUGCACGGUGGGCAACGUGCUGGUGCUGUUCAUCUGGGGCCGGCAGUUCCGGCAGUGCUCCACCAAUGUCUAUCUCGUCUCCAUGGCCGCGAUCUGCUUAAUCUAUAUGUGGCUUGAGUUGCCGGUGAAGUUGCUGGCGUAUUAUCCGGCGUCCGACUGGAUGACAAACAGUCCCAACGGUUUACAGACGUUCAUUUUGUGCAGCGACGGGGCCCGGUUGUGGGCGUCCUACACGGCAUACAACAGCAUCGACUGGAUAUUAACUCUGUAUUCGUUGGAGCGUCUAGCCGCCGUGACGCGUCCGUUAUGGAUCUAUAAAUGGAUGAAGCCGGAUUACGCUGUCGUCGCCGUCGGCGUUACCCUUCUCCUGGCCGCCAUUCAAAACCUGGAAAUCGCCGUAGCGUAUUAUUACUGGUUGCCCAGCGCUUUCGCCGACACGGACACGCCCUUCAGUGAAACGCGACCGGAAUGGCUGACCACGUGGGAUAACGUCACCAGUGAAGCGCAGUUGGCCUUAUCGUUCGGCAUUUACGCCGGUUUAACGAUCAUCAACGCCAUCCUGCUGAUGCAGCUGUACCGGCAGCGUGACGCCGCCCACCUCCUGCGGGACGACAGUUCCGGCUGCUUGUCCCCGGACAAAGCCGGCAGCUGGGGCGGGCGCACCUCCACGCGGGUGCUGAUCGCCUGCUCCGCGCUGUACUUAUUCUGCCAUCUGCCGAUUAUUAUCCAAACCAUCCUGGAGACGCUAGCGCUACCGCCUUACUGUCGGCACAUCUUCACCGGCGACAGCCGCGUCAUCUGGUUUUCCGUGGCCAACCAGCUGAGCUACUGCGACUAUACCUUCAAGUUUAUGGUGUACUGCGCCUUUUCCCAACGGUUCCGCAAGGCGAUGACGGUCUGGCGCGGAAAACUAAGCACUCGGUUAAUGGGAAAGAAAUAAGCAGGGCGCCAUCCGAGGGAAACCGAGAAACGGCCGAAAAAUGGACCGAUGGGGGAAUCGAAGCCCGGCUACGUCGUAAGAUCCGCGUAGGCAGUACCACUGCACCACGGCCCAAUACGUUGAAAUUCUUUGAAAGAUUUUGUCGCUGUACAUGAGCCGCUUCUCUCCUCACAUACGCAUUUAAAUUUGUUUGUGUACGACGAUUUGUUGUGUUCAUGUUUAUUGC